Chanos chanos (milkfish) is the source of this 4076-nucleotide messenger RNA. It is a transcript of the gene pan2, whose product is annotated as poly(A) specific ribonuclease subunit PAN2. Gene Ontology annotation, molecular function: nucleic acid binding; poly(A)-specific ribonuclease activity; protein binding. The coding region runs from base 59 to 3679 and encodes 1206 amino acids. The transcript has 26 exons. Gene Ontology annotation, biological process: mRNA processing; nuclear-transcribed mRNA poly(A) tail shortening. Lineage: Eukaryota; Metazoa; Chordata; Actinopteri; Gonorynchiformes; Chanidae. The record is from RefSeq and is a predicted model, not a curated record. Gene Ontology annotation, cellular component: P-body; PAN complex.
UGAAAGUACAAUACGGAUAUGGAUUAAGAGUGCGAAAAAUUAGAGAAACACCGUUCCCAUGAUGAAUUACGAUGGCCUGAACCCAGGCCUGGGCGAGUACACGCCCGGUCUGCACGGCAGCCUAGAGGCGGGCCUGGAGCCUUCUUUGGACCCACGGCUCGACCCGGCUUUGCUGCAAGGAGUCGAGCUGGACCCGGAUGGUAUAGCUGUGCCUGUGCCCGAAUCUGUGCACAUCCUGGAGGGUAUGUUCUCCGAGCUAAGCAGCGUUGCCGCGGAAGUCGGUAUUCCCGUGACAGCUACACAUUUCGACUUCCAGGAGGAGCUCCUGUGGAUGGGGAACCACCGGGGACAUGCAAGUUCGUUCUUUGGUCCUACAAUGGGCCGCUAUUCGUCGUUCCAGGUUCAUAUGACGGACGACAUCCGCCAUAUCCAGAGCGUGGACACGGGUGUGCUCUUUUUAACAAAGAACAACCUCAAGUGCCUCACACGCGGGGGCCUCAUAAUGUUUGACUACCCAAUGGAAGAGAGCACUGACAUGCACAGUCUGUUGUUGACUGACAACAACAUGUUGCUAAUGGGGGGUUUACAAAGCUAUGUGGUUGAGGUGGACCUCAACACCGUGCAGGAAACACAGAAGUUCACGGUGGAGGUUCCAGGGGUCGCCAUCAUGAGGCAGUCCAACCGCUUCUUCUUCUGUGGUCACACGUCUGGAAAGGUGUCGCUGCGUGAUCUGCGGACUUUCAAAAUGGAGCAUGAAUUUGAUGCCUUCUCUGGGAGUCUGUCAGACUUUGACGUCCACGGCAACCUACUGGCCGCGUGUGGCUUCUCCAGCCGCGGCCUGAAUGCCUUGACCUGCGACCGCUUUCUCAUGGUCUAUGACCUGCGUAUGAUGCGGGCAGUCACUCCUCUCCAGGUGCAUGUGGACCCGCUCUUCUUGAGAUUUAUCCCCACCUACACAUCGCGCCUGGCCAUCAUCUCACAGACCGGUCAGUGUCAGUUCUGUGAGCCCACAGGUCUGGCCAACUUGGCUGACGUCUUCCAUGUCAACACGGUGGGCCAGCUGCUCAUGAGCUUUGACGUCUCGUCCAGUAAACAGGCCUUGGCUUUUGGGGACUCCGGUGGCUGCGUCCACCUGUGGUCCAGCAGCCCUGAGGUCUCCUUCAACGGAUACUCCCGGGAGACAGAGCUAGCUCUGCCGUGUCUGGUGGACUCGUUGCCACAGCUGGACUGGAACCACGAACUGCUGCCUCUCUCCCUGCUCCCCAUGCCCCUUGCCAGCACUGAGCCCCUGCUAUCUGAUUGGCCCACCUCUCUGGCCACGCCCAGCCCAAGGCGAGCACCACCUGUGGAUCCAGAGAUCUUGCGUACUAUGAAGACUGUUGGAUUCAUUGGAUAUGCACCAAAUCCUCGCACACGCCCCCGAAAUCAGGUGCCCUAUAAGAUAAAGGAGACAGAGCUGGAGUAUGACAACUAUAACCAGGUCCCCGAAUCUCCAAUCGGGCGGGAAGAGGAACCCCAUCUCUAUAUGGUGCCAAAAAAAUACAGAAAGGUCACGAUUAAAUACUCCAAACUGGGGCUGGAGGACUUUGACUUUAAACACUAUAACAGAACUCUGUUUGCUGGGCUGGAGCCUCACAUUCCCAAUGCCUACUGUAACUGUAUGAUCCAGGUUCUGUAUUUCCUGGAGCCCAUUCGCUGCCUGGUCCAGAACCACCUGUGUCAGAAAGAGUUCUGUCUGGCUUGUGAGCUGGGCUUUCUCUUCCACAUGUUGGACCUGUCCCGCGGAGACCCCUGUCAGGCCAGUAAUUUCCUCCGGGCCUUUCGGACAAUUCCGGAGGCAUCUGCACUGGGCCUGAUCCUUGCUGACUCAGACGAACAGACAGGUAAGGCUCGGUUGGGCCGUCUAAUCCAGAGCUGGAACCGGUUCAUUCUCACACAGCUCCAUCAGGAGACCCAGGAGCAGGAGGGUCCACAGGCAUACAGAGGGAGCAGCACCAGUCCUCUAGGCUCGUCUGGCGAGUCUGUGAUUGGUAAACUGUUUGGCUGUGAGGUGGAGAAUAGUAGUUUGUGUCGCUGUGGGAAGGAGACAGUGCGCUCCUCUCUCACACUCCUCUUCACCAUGCACUACCAGGACCAGAACCCAAACGAGAAGACAAUAAAGGAAUAUGACUUUGCUGACAUCCUGAAGAAAAGCAUAUGUUUAGAGCAAAGCACACAGGCCUGGUGUGAAAACUGUGAGAAGUACCAGCCAACAGUACAGACCCGUAACAUCCGGUGCCUUCCGGACGUGCUGGUCAUUAACUGUGAGGUGAACAGUGUGAAGGAGAUGGAGUUCUGGAGAGCCCAGGCAGAGUAUGCGUUCAACAAAGCCCUGAAGAAAGAAGCAGAUGAGCCACCGAAGCCUAAAGAGCCACUGCCCACAGAGUGGUGCUUAGAGGACGAGUUGUGCAGCGUGGAGGGCCUGACCUUUGACACGCGAGCGGAGGACCUGCGCCACGUGUGGAUCCCCCUCAGUCUGAAAAUGGGCAUCAGUAAGAGCCAAGGACUGGAAAUCAGUAACUGGCCUGAGGGAGAAGAGCUGAGCGCAGAGGAAGAGGCUGAAGGUGUGGCCAUUUACGACCUGACUGUCACCGUGUCCCACGUCCUGGAUGCCCGUACUGGUGGAAAUCUAGUGGCACAUAUCAAAGUUGGGGAGACUUACCACCAAAGGAAAGAGGGUGUAACUCACCAGCAGUGGUAUCUGUUCAAUGACUUUCUGAUCGAACCCAUUGACAAGGCAGAGGCAGCUCAGUUUGAUGUGAACUGGAAGGUUCCAGCCGUCCUGUAUUACGCCAGGAGGAAUUAUCACACCAGAUAUGACUUGCGCAUUAAGAAUCCCAUUGAGGCCAGCGUGCUGCUGACAGAAGCGUCGUUGGCACGGAAACAGAGGAAGAGCCAUGCGACUUUCAUCCCGCUGAUGGUCAGUGAGAUGCCCCAGGCUGGUGACCUGGUGGGACUGGACGCUGAGUUUGUCACACUCAACCAGGAAGAAGCAGAGCUGCGCAGUGACGGGACCAAGUCCACUAUAAAGCCCAGCCAGAUGUCUGUGGCCAGAAUCACCUGUGUGCGUGGACAGGGUCCAAACGAGGGUGUGCCCUUCAUCGAUGACUACAUCUCUACUCAGGAGCAGGUGGUUGACUACUUGACACAAUACUCAGGCAUUAAACCUGGAGACCUGGAUGCUAAGAUCUCCUCCAAGCACUUGACCACUCUAAAGUCUACAUAUCUGAAACUGCGAUUUCUCAUCGACACUGGAGUGCGUUUUGUUGGUCACGGAUUGCAGAAGGACUUCCGUGUCAUAAACUUGUUGGUUCUUAAGGACCAGGUCAUAGACACUGUCUACCUCUUCCACAUGCCUCGCAAAAGAAUGAUUUCCCUGCGUUUUCUCGCCUGGUAUUUUCUUGAUCUAAACAUUCAGAGCGAAACACAUGACAGCAUUGAAGAUGCUCGCACCGCGUUGCAACUUUACAGGAAAUACUUGGAGCUGAGCCGAGGGGGAGCGGACGAGUUCCGAAAAGUCCUGAAGGGACUGUAUGAGAAAGGUCGCAAGCUGGACUGGAAGGUCCCAGAGUCUGACACUGCAGAUGGUCAAGGUAGCCCAAAAAGCACAGCUGUGUUCCCAUCAGUCAUGGGGAUGUGAUCUGAGUUUGAGGACAGAAAUCCAAACUGUCGUCUGCCUACCAUUCUCCCUCUCAGCAUUAACUGAUGGAGCAAAGCUAUGCGACCAUGCAAUUACCCGUGUGGGAACGCCACAUCAUGACCACAUAGAGUCCUAUGACAGAAUACAAAAUGGUGGUUGUUUUCAAUAUUUCUAUUGUCUAAUUUUCCACCUAUUGUCUAAUUUUUCACCAUUGUAAGCAUGUGAGAGUGGUCAGGGACUACAGAAAAAGAGGUCAGAUUAAAAAGGGUAUUGGGGCUCAACUGAAGCCUGGACAGAGCACUGAGUCAAAAAGUAUGUAAAUGUGUUUAAUGGUCCAAGAGUAAAUGAAGUUUGUUUUGUAUGUUGUAACCAUGAUGUAAUAAAAGUAUUGUAUACA